Messenger RNA from Ramularia collo-cygni, 1575 nucleotides. RefSeq lists its product as uncharacterized. Lineage: Eukaryota; Fungi; Ascomycota; Dothideomycetes; Mycosphaerellales; Mycosphaerellaceae. The record is from RefSeq and is a predicted model, not a curated record. The coding region runs from base 1 to 1575 and encodes 524 amino acids. The transcript has 2 exons. Gene Ontology annotation, cellular component: lipid droplet.
AUGGAACCUCCUCCCAUAAGCGCACUGUUUCUCGUCACAUUCGACCAAAGAGUAGGCUACACCAUCACCUGGAAACGUUCCCUCCCUGACCUCGACCUCAAUGGCGCCGAGUACAAAUCCCUUCCCUCGGGCCUGCAUGCCGUCCAGGAAGAUCUGAUCUACUACCGCCAUGGCAACUUCUCCGGCGCAAGCGUAUUCCUCCGCGGAGAAGCCGAUGCCGAACAUCGCAAUGCCAAUUUCGUGGCUGUGGGCGUUCUGGUGCCGCUGAGUGGAGCUUUGGGAAGGGUCUGGGAGCACGCGGAGGAAUUGAGAGGAUUGGCAAAGGGGAUAAUGAGGAGUGCGGAAGAUACCAAGGAAUUGGAGGCUUUUUGGGAGAAGAAGAAGGUGGCAGGUGAUGUGUCUGGGGAUGGCAAGAAAAGGAAGAGAGGAGGGUCGGAAGCUACUCUACCUGCGUUUGACUUGAGCAAUGCAUGGACGAAAGAACAUCCGGCUUUGGCGGUGCCCGAUGUGAUGGAUCUCUUCGGACCGCUGUUAUUCCCACUACAAAGAGCUGUGCUGGCGAGGAAGAGGGUACUGUUCCUGGGGAGUGCGCCAGUGAGGAGAAAUGCGCUGGCUGUGUGGCUUGCUUCUGUCUUGGGGAAUGUAUCGCGGGAGGUCGAAGGAGGUCUUGAUGCAGGCUUGCUGAAGACAAUGCCGCUGUUUAGCGUCGGGAUACAUGACAUCUCCACUCUGCCGGGUCAAGAAGACGGAAAUGGCUGGUUGGCGUGCACGACGGACGAUAUCCUGGGCGAGAAGAAGGGUUUGUGGGAUGUUCUAGUGCGCCUUCCGUCACACACAUCUCCGAACAGAACAUGGCCAAAACUAGAGACAUCGGAUGGGAGGAUCAUCAAGGCUUCCCAGCGGGACUCGAGGAGAUGGAAGCUUCUACGAGGAGAACUCCGAAGACUGCGAAUCCAGAUGUGUAGGAGUUACUCUGACGACAUCGCGGUGGAGAGCGUGGACGUAAACGAGGAUGACCAAAGACCUUUGCUGGAACGACGGACGACCAGUGACGGUAUCGAUGGAUUGAACUUGCAGGAUCGGGACGAUGACGAUGAAGCCGUGGCAGCUCCUACGUGGACAGCAGUUGCAUACCGUGGUUUCAUGUGGUKGGCUUCUGCUGGAGAGGCAAGUGCGUGGGAGGAAGAUGAAGCAAAGGCUGACGAAGAGCUGUUGUUCGAUCUACCUGAUAUGGGCGUAUUGUCUCCCACAGCUGAAAGAAAAUCUGCAGCUGAGAGUGAGGCUGAGUAUGCUCGUGCUACGGCUACGGUAUUGGUUGCCUACUUCCGCCGUGUCACGGAGAGGAUACUUGGCGUCAUGUCGAAUAUCGUGGAGGAAGCGGACGAUGAUGCGGAGGAGGGCAUUUCGAAUGAUGAAGUUGAGAUCACCGGAGAUGAUCUCCGGCAAAUGGGACUUGAUCGAUGGAGUGAUGCUGAUAGGGCAUUCUUCGUGCAGGAAAUGAUGACAACGUGGUUUGCGAAGAAGGCAGUAGUCACUGACGAGGGACUGACUCUCUGCGGUGUAAGACUGUGUUGA